This is a messenger RNA of Rhopilema esculentum, 840 nucleotides long. RefSeq lists its product as uncharacterized. NCBI's taxonomy places the organism in Eukaryota, Metazoa, Cnidaria, Scyphozoa, Rhizostomeae, Rhizostomatidae. The record is from RefSeq and is a predicted model, not a curated record.
AUGGCAAUGGCUUCCUGGAAUGCCACUGUCAACCAACUUCCUGGUAGAGGACCCCGUGUUGUCACCAUUCAUGGGCAAACCUACCACUUGACAUGUGCAACAGAUGCAGCUGAUGGUGAACGUCCACAGUAUUCUCAAUUAUACAUACUGGAUACAAAUCAAGCAUUGCAGGAAAGAAUUAAUGAUCCAAGAAAUGCAAACCUGCAACCUGAGGUCUUGCAGCUGCUACAGGAUGAGCUCAAGGCUGUUAAUCCAUUUGCAAGGCAGUUUCAAAAUAUGGGACGAGUUCUUGAAAGAGAACGCAACAAUGCAACUGCAAACAAUCAACCAUUACCCCCAGUGAGGAUGAUCAUAGCACAGCGACCGUUUCAAGAUCGACGUUAUCAUAAUCCUACAGCAACAGAAAUAGCUGCAGUUUAUGUUGGAGAUGAUGGAGCAGCCUCUGACCCAGCUAACAGGGAUAUAGUAGUAUACAAUGCUGCCAACUACAAUACAACAAAAAUCAAAGCAACAUCUCCAAAUGCAGAUCCCCUGACACAUCCUCUUUUGUUCUUUCAUGGAGAAUUAGGGUGGAAUGUUGAUCUUCGACGUAAUCAGCAGCAACCAGCAGCUCCUGGUCGUAAUCCAAGGGUACGAAUCACUCUCAAUGAAUUCUAUGCUUACAGGAUUGCUGUUCGAGAUAGUUUUUCAGCCAUUCACCACUCCAAGUUGCUUUUUCAGCAAUAUCUGGUUGAUGCAUACACAAAAAUUGAAGGAAAUGAACUGAACUACAUCAGAACCCAUCAAAGACAAAUGAGGGUAGAAUCAUAUCAAGGUCUCAUGGAUCAUGUACACAGGUGA